AUGUGCGUGGGGACGUGCAGCCGGAUCGUGGGUCCCUGCCUGCUGGCGCUGGGCACGCUCUCUGUGGCAGCCAACAUCCUCCUGCUCUUCCCUGGCGGGGCCUCAAAGUACCUGGCGGAGGGGCACAUCAGCAAGCACGCCAAGGCCAUGCCGGGCGUCUGGGGAGGCGGCAUCGCCGCUUUCAUCUCCGCCGUGCUCUCCAAGCUGGCACUGCUGGGAGCUGCCGCCUGCUUCGUCCUUUCCGGGGUGGGCUUGACCACUGGACCCCUCUGCUUCUACAACACCUCCGAGCAUGGCCGUGGGCACGGCACCCUCUGGGGUUACCCCUUCCUGGACGCCAGCGGCCAGGAGCCUGAUGCCAGCCGGCGGGCGGCGGGGGCCGGCACGUCCUUUUUUUUGCGUCGCGUCAGCGCUGCUGAAAUGGUGCUGGCUUCCGUCCAGAUCCUCAACGGCUGCCUCGGGUGCCUUUGCGGCUUUUGCGAGGGGAAGUAG
Messenger RNA from Opisthocomus hoazin, 492 nucleotides. Lineage: Eukaryota; Metazoa; Chordata; Aves; Opisthocomiformes; Opisthocomidae. The record is from RefSeq and is a predicted model, not a curated record.